Molecule: messenger RNA, 3757 nt
Organism: Pogona vitticeps (central bearded dragon)
Lineage: Eukaryota; Metazoa; Chordata; Lepidosauria; Squamata; Agamidae
Source: RefSeq, a predicted model, not a curated record
GCAGUUCCUUGAAUUCUAUGGCUUGGCGUCCGUUGUGACGUCAUCUGUGUGCGCCUGAUGCGAAGGAAGAAGGAAGGAAGGAGGCCCAGUGGGCCGGAGGAGUUGCGAAGAUCUCCCCUCACGGGGAGGGCGCGGCGGCGGCGGCGGCGGCGAAGAAGUUGGGCGGAGGUGGCGGCCGGCGACAGAUAUGCGGCACUGCCGGCCCGCUCCCGCGUGCAACUGAGCAGAAAAUAGAAAUUUAGAGCGUCCCCUCCCACUCGCUGCAUGCCUUGAGGCAUCCACUGCCCCAGGGCAAAUACCUGGAGAUUCUUCUCUUGGCAGAUUGCUCGUAUUCUGAACUGCUUUCUCAACAUCUGGAAUAACUCACCAUGGCUCCUAAAGAUAUAAUGACUAAUUCUCAUGCCAAGUCCAUUCUCAAUGCAAUGAACUCUCUGCGAAAAAGUAAUACACUUUGUGAUGUGACCCUGCGUGUGGAACAGAAAGACUUUCCAGCUCAUCGUAUUGUGUUAGCUGCUUGCAGUGACUACUUCUGUGCUAUGUUCACCAGUGAGCUUUCAGAGAAGGAUAAACCUUAUGUGGACAUUCAAGGGCUAACUGCCUCGACUAUGGAAAUUUUGCUGGACUUUGUUUAUACAGAGACUGUUCAUGUGACAGUGGAAAACGUUCAGGAGUUGCUCCCAGCAGCCUGUCUGCUUCAGCUGAAAGGAGUGAAACAGGCUUGCUGUGAGUUCCUGGAAAGUCAACUGGAUCCAUCCAACUGUUUGGGAAUCCGAGAUUUUGCUGAAACACACAAUUGUGUUGACUUAAUGCAAGCAGCUGAGGUCUUCAGCCAAAAGCACUUUCCAGAUGUUGUUCAACAUGAAGAGUUUAUUCUUCUAAGCCAAGAGGAAGUAGAAAAGCUAAUCAAAUGUGAUGAAAUUCAGGUAGAUUCUGAAGAGCCGGUCUUUGAGGCAGUCAUUAAUUGGGUGAAGCACUCAAAGAAGGAACGUGAAGCCUCCCUACCAGAGCUUUUGCAAUAUGUGCGCAUGCCACUUCUCACUCCCCGUUAUAUCACUGAUGUCAUAGACACUGAGCCUUUUAUUCGAUGUAGUCUGCAGUGCAGGGAUCUUGUAGAUGAAGCUAAGAAGUUUCAUCUUAGGCCAGAGCUUCGGAGCCAAAUGCAGGGCCCCAGGACCAGAGCACGUUUGGGUGCCAAUGAGGUUCUGUUAGUAAUCGGGGGCUUCGGAAGUCAGCAGUCACCAAUCGAUGUGGUAGAGAAGUAUGACCCAAAGACACAGGAGUGGAGUUUCUUACCAAGUAUCAGCCGUAAAAGACGCUACGUUGCCACUGUUUCCUUGCAUGAUCGGAUAUACGUAAUAGGUGGUUAUGAUGGUCGUUCUCGUCUCAGUUCUGUAGAGUGCUUGGAUUAUACCUCUGAUGAAGAUAGUAUAUGGUACUCUGUGGCUCCCAUGAAUGUUCGACGGGGCCUAGCAGGAGCAACCACUCUGGGAGACAUGAUCUAUGUUUCUGGAGGUUUUGAUGGAAGUCGACGCCAUACAAGUAUGGAAAGAUAUGAUCCUAACAUUGAUCAGUGGAGUAUGUUGGGAGAUAUGCAGACAGCACGAGAAGGAGCCGGAUUGGUUGUUGCUAAUAAUGUUAUCUACUGUCUUGGUGGUUAUGAUGGUCUGAACAUUUUAAAUUCUGUGGAGCGAUAUGAUCCUCACACUGGGCAUUGGACAAAUGUCACUCCAAUGGCCACUAAACGCUCAGGAGCUGGCGUAGCCUUGCUGAAUGAUCAUAUUUAUGUGGUUGGAGGGUUUGAUGGAACAGCACAUCUCUCCUCUGUGGAAGCUUAUAAUAUUCGCACAGAUUCUUGGACAACAGUGACCAGCAUGACAACCCCCCGCUGUUAUGUGGGUGCAACAGUGCUGAGGGGAAGGCUUUACGCCAUAGCAGGGUAUGAUGGGAAUUCACUCCUGAGCAGUAUUGAAUGCUAUGACCCUAUCAUUGACAGCUGGGAAGUGGUGACAUCACUGGGGACCCAACGUUGUGAUGCUGGGGUUUGUGUGUUGCGGGAGAAAUGACAUUUUAAGGAGAAGCCUUGAAAGAGCACUUCUGUGGAUCAGAGAGUUGUGACAGAAAGCACCAACUUUGGAGUUCCUGGGCGUGUGGCUAUGGAUGCAGUGAUUUUCAGCGCCAGCCCUGUGCUGCACAUCCUCCAGCUCACCAUUAAAACUACUGAUUCCAGUUUGGAAAUGAAAGAUCCCAACAAAACCAUACAAGUCAUUUUGAACUGAAAACAGAGAAGUAACAUGCUCAUAUAUGCUACCACCGUAAAAGUGAGUUUUUGGAACAACAAGGAUGUCUGCUGAAUGGCUGAAAUUAAGCAGCUUAUCUUGGUCAUCUGCAAAAUAUCAACAUGCACAAGAAAAUGUAAGCAUGAGUCUAAGGGUUGGCUUGUGCCUAAAUAUUUCCAUGUACCUAACCUGCUGAAGUGCAGACAUACUAUAGGUUAACAUCAUGUCUUUUUGAAGUUUGGCAGAAUCUUGUGGUUGAUGCUUACGAGAAGAUCCAGCCAGAGUAAAUCAGACAACUGCAAGAGUAUGUUAGUUUAAGGAAUCUGACCUUAAUGACUAAGGAGAGGAAAGUGGAAAUUAUUGCCAAUUGCAAUAAUCAGUAUGUCUGCUAGGAAGGAGGGCAGGCAGCAAGAGAAUAUUGCAUCUUAUGUUUUCUGACAGAGUCAGGAUACCAGUGUUUCUCUUCUCAUCCCCCACGUCCAGAAGAGCACAUUUUGAUACUUUGAAUGAAAACAUGUUUGUAGUUUACAUCAGCCUCCUAGGGUAGAAGUUCUUACUGUUAGCAGUGCAGUAAUAUGUCUUGAUGGUGUGUUCUUGGGAGCCUGGCUGUAACAACAGGAUGCAGACAUAUGUUUUUAAGGAGUACAUCUGUCCAGGGUCCUUUUCAGGCUGGACGUGCUGUUACAGUACAGUUAGUCCUCAUGGAUUUCAGAGCACCUUUUAACCCUACACAGACACCUCUAAGUCUGCACUAUAAAUAAGGUUGAAGCAAUGCAAUUCCUGUAAAGAAUGCAAUUCUUUACAGCAAUUGCAUUCUAUAUAUCCAGCAUGUGUAGUGUCAGAACAAGUUGAGUUUCACUUCAUCAUCUCUGCUUUUCAAAAUAUUGAAUAUUGCACUCUGGUUUUAGCACUAACAUCCAGAUUAGGAGCAUGAGAAGUUUUAUAUCCUUAAGAACAUGCAAAUGUUGCCAACAUACUGUAGCUUUUCCUGCCGACUCAUCUCUCCGGAAGCAGUUACAGUAAAGAUUUUGAACAUCUAUCAUGUGAACUGGAGCUCUUAAAUUUUGUUCGUGACAUUUUGUAGUUACAUUUAGGAUUCCCUUUUUUCCUGCCAAUUCAAUAACUCUUUGAUGUGUAAUGCAUUGUUAUUAAAUAUGUGAAUAUUAAGUCGCAUUGCUGAAAUGGACACUUGAGCCUGUGGAUAAUUCAGCUCCAUCUCUCAAUUAUGUGCCGGAAACUUUCAGCAUGACCCUGGAGCUCUUUCCCAUGAACUACUGAGCCUCUUCCUGUGUUGCCCAAUCAGGAACCAAGGGGUGAAUGUAUUUAUUUUCUUGGGUGCUGUUGACUCCUUGCUUUGGGGAUACUGUAGCAUGGGAUAAUGAUGCACUUUCAAACAACACUGAGUUUAAAAGUCUGUCUUUUCACACCAGUGUUUGUGAUCCAUUUCUUUUGUAUUUUUUAAUAAAAGUAUAAAAAUACCA